Melitaea cinxia (Glanville fritillary) is the source of this 445-nucleotide messenger RNA. RefSeq names its product U-scoloptoxin(19)-Sm1a-like. Lineage: Eukaryota; Metazoa; Arthropoda; Insecta; Lepidoptera; Nymphalidae. The record is from RefSeq and is a predicted model, not a curated record. The transcript has 3 exons. The coding region runs from base 78 to 428 and encodes 116 amino acids.
UUGAAGUAAUUUAAAAUUCAUUGUAUCAAUUCAUUCCGCGUUCAAACAGGCGCUAGUGACGACGUCUAACACUCAGUAUGAAGUGUUUUAUAAUAGUUUUCGCUUUGUGCGCAUUUGUUUGUGGAAACGAUGAAGACCUUAAAAUAAUCGACUCGAUAGAGCAAGAGGAGCCGUGCAUCGAAAUGGGUGGACAAUGCACAAUAGCUGCUGACUGUCCAAAGGGACAUCUUGCGGAAAAACAGGGACUCUGCCCAAAUCAACGGAAACAAGGCAUUGAUUGCUGUCACGGAGUAUCCAUGAAAGAGACGCGUUGCAUCAAACACGGCGGUGCGUGUAUGAAACAGGACUUUUAUUGCAAUCCGAGUGUGAUUUUUGACGAAGCAACUGAUUGUGGUGAAAAUGAGAAGUGUUGUCUAUUGAUGUCUUAAUACACAAGUAAAGCGCA